AUGAAAAGUGGGCGUGGACGUGGAGUGGAGCAGCUGACAGACUUUCCGGCGCGUCGUGUGUGUUUGGAGUUUGACCACAAAAACCAGAGGACGUGGGGAUUUCAGGGGAGAUGGAAGAAUGAGUUGGGGCUCUAAAUAGUGAACAAACCGAGAUAUUCCCAGAAGCAAUUUAAUCUGGAGGGUUUCAUUAAACUGGUGUUGUCACGGGAAAGCCAUGGAUCCUUCGCUAACUGCCAGUUCAUCCGCUUCCAAACUGGACCCUUCGUCUCCUACCACCCUGAGACCCGGACCUUCCUCUCUCAGCUCAUCUGUUAACUCGACUACGACAAAUUCAAACUGGCCAAAUCCAAAACUCACAAUGCCAACACCUCCAGCCACACCCUCGUCUUCUCCCUCCACUGCCUGCCCUCGGACUUCUCCAAAUCUUCAUUACCGCUCUUCCUCCCUUUCCACACCGACAACCUCGCCUCUUCGGCAACCAAUCAGGAGCCUCUCCCAGGGGGGCAGAUCUCAGCUAAACGCCGCGUCUACGGGGAAUCCCAUGACCGGAUCAUCAGCUGCUGGAGGUGCUGCCACAGUUCCGCAGACUCCUCCCACACCAGAGCAAGAGGAGCCAGAGGAGGAGGUCAGUUUUGAGGAUUUGGAGGAGAGAGCAAAGUCAGGUGAUGCCAAAGCACAGACUAAGAUGGGCCGCUACUUCCUGGCAUUGGCAGAAGAAAGCGAUGAAGAACUGAACAACUGCACAGCGGUCACUUGGCUCGUCCAGGCUGCUAAACAGGGCCGCAAGGAUGCGGUCAGACUGCUGCAGCAGUGUUUGGCCUCCAGGAAAGGCAUCACACUGGAAAACUUUGAGGAGGUGAAGAAGUUGUGUACAGAGACUCGUUUUGAGAGAGGAGUGAGGAAGGCUUCUCUGCUCAUUUAUUGGAAGUUAAACCCAGAGAGGAAGAAGUCGGUGCCUGUUUCUGAGAUGCUAGAGAACGUUGAACAUGUUAACACAGAGCCGGACACACCAGUAUCCCCUGGUCCACUAAACAGGUCUGCUAAGAAACAGAGGAGAGUCCUGGAGACUAUGGUCACCAGUGAGGCCAGUUCCCAUGUGGGUCUUGAUGACUUUGUUGAGAUGACCAAGAAGUACGCCCAGGGUAUUGCACCCUCACCAGUUAUGGCUGCUGCAGGGGAUGAUGAUGAUGACGAUGAUGAAAUAGUAGUGAAAAAUCCAGAUGAACUGCCCCUGCAUCAAAAGCUGCUGAAGUUUCCUCUGUACGCCCUUCUCGAGAUAAAAGAACAUCUUAUCGACUGGGCAUCACGAGCGGGCAUGCAGUGGCUCAGCGCCCUGAUCCCCACCCACCACGUUAACGCACUUAUAUUCUUCUUUAUCAUCUCCAACCUCACAAUCGAGUUCUUCAUCUUCAUCAUCCCCCUGCUGGUUUUCUACCUCUCGUUCUUCUCCAUGAUCAUCUGCACACUACGUGUAUUUCAGAAUUCCAAAGCGUGGGAAAAUUUCCGUGCUCUGACAGACCUGCUUGCUCAGUUUGAACCUGGUCUCGACCUGGAGCAGGCUGAGACAAACUUUGGAUGGACGCACUUGGAGCCUUAUCUGUACUUCCUGCUCUCGGUGGUCUUUGUGGUUUUCGCCUUCCCUGUAGCUGAUAAAUCCUGGAUCCCCUGCUCAGAACUGGCUGCGGUCGCUCUUUUCUUCACCAUUACUGCCUUCCUCAGCCUUCAUGCCUCAGCUCAGCUCUUCGCUCGUAAAGCCCUCGUCACAGAGGUCCUCUCUGGAGCAUGCUCCCUCACUCAUUUCUUCCCGGAGUCCCUGUGGUUCCUCCGAAUGUUCGGGAAGACUUUCAUCACUGUGCCUCUUGGAGAUAUUGUGGCAUUAAACCUGGGGAUGCCAUGUCUGCUGUAUGGACACCUUGUCUAUCUCCUCUUCCGUAUGGCCCAGCUGAGAGGCUUUAAGGGCACCUAUCUGUGCUUGGUGCCCUACUUGGUUUGCUUCACCUGGUGCGAGCUUUGCUUGGUGUUCCUUAAUAAUGCCUCGGCAAUAGGACUCAUCCGCACAUGUGUGGGCUACUUCCUCUUCCUGUUUGCCCUUCCUAUACUUUCACUGGGUAUGGCUGCGAUGCUCAUCAUCCAGUUAGUGCAGUGGUUUCUCACCCUGGAGGUCACCAAGAUGGUGGUCACACUGACUGUUUGCUUUGUGCCGGUAGUGCUGAGGCUUUGGACUCGCUUCAGCCUCAACCCCAUCAAGGUGUUUCGGUCUUUGUCGCGGAGCAGUGUUGUCAAGCUCAUCCUGGUUUGGCUCAGUGCCGUGGUGCUCUUCUGCUGGAUGUACGUCUACAGGUCUGAGGGCAUGAAGGUGUACAACUCCACCCUGACGUGGCCUGAGUACAGCAACCUCUGUGGCCCUCUGGCCUGGAAGGAGUCCAACAUGGCCCAAACCCAGAUUCUCUGCUCUCAUCUGGAAGGACAUCGUGUCACAUGGACGGGACGAUUCAAAUAUGUCCGUGUGACCGACAUUGAGAACGGGCCGCAGUCGGUUAUCAACCUGCUGCCUUUAUUUGUAGGGAACUGGAUGCGGUGCCUGUACGGUGAGCCAUAUCCUCUGUGUGACGACUUGAAGAAUGCGACCGCUGAGCCCCAGCCUCUGCCCGCCCCAGCUCCUCCUCCCGAAGAUCCCCUGUGUAAACUUAAAAAACUGGCAAAGCACGAAUGCCACGUCAAACGGUUUGACCGAUACAAGUUUGAAGUCACAAUGGGCAUGCCGCUCGAGAGGAAGACCAGGAACGGGACGAUCAUCGAGGAUGAAGACGCCACUAAGGACAUAGUACUGCGGGCUAGUAAUGAGUUCAAGUCUGUGCUUUUACACUUAAACACUGGCAGCCUGGUGGAGUUCAGUACCAUACUGGAGGGGCGUUUAGGCUCCAAAUGGCCUGUGUUUGAACUGAAAGCCAUUCACUGCAUGUCGUGCGGCGACGCCCGCCUUCCCAGCCGCAGACAGUACAAGAUUGAACAUGACUGGAGGCGUACGGCUCAGAAUGCCCUCCAGUUCGGUUUUGACUUCUUCUUCAACCCCUUCCUGACUGCACAGCUCGGACAACACUCAGAGACGGAGACCGAAACAGAGGUUGUGACACAGCAGGGAGGAUAGACGAGAUGGUUGGGGAUAAUACUGUCAUCAGCGAAGAACACUAAUGAUUUUUACCCACUGAUCUUAAAAGAAUCGGACUGCAAUAUUUUUGAGUGUCUUACUGUAGAAAGUAGACGGACCUUCAGACAUGUGAUCUAUCUACUGAGUGAGUGUGUGUGUGUGUGUGUUUGCAUUCUUAUAGCUUUUGAGCCAAAAUGCGUGACUACAUAUAACGAAGAAACAGUUAAUGCUAAAAAACAAGAAGCACACAAUAAUGUGGUUUUUAAGUACUUUACUGCCAAACACCACAUGAGGAAAAACGUCGCGUAAAGCUCGCUGUGUUCAGCUUGUUAUAAACAUUUCACCCGGUUUAAGCUAAUCAUCGUAAGUAUAGUAAUGACAUAAUUUUGAUUUGUUACUGGAUGCUAUGCAAACACUACAUCUGCAAAUCUUUCUGUAUGUCGUGACUUUUUGUGGCCAAAAUCAUCAGUGUUGAUCUUCUGCACUUGCCUUGUUAAAGUGCACUCGCAUCGUUGUGUAGCUACCGCUGUUGAAGGCAAGGUUGUCAUAUAGAUAUGUUUUGCCUAUAAUUAUGUAACGUACGGUUUGUCCAUACAGAUUUCAAGUGCCUUCUGAAGUAUAUUAUUUGGGAGCGAUUAGACUAAAUUAAGUCUCUAAGAGCUCUGCUGCAUCAGAGCUUUUAUUUAUUACAGAACAGUUAACCAGGUUCGGCUUUCUUUACCUUCAUGUCUUUCUUCCCUGUAUUUGUCGUCAUCUCUGCUGUGCAGGGACUUAAUAUAUUGAACAUUUACGAUCCCAGAGUGAUGAUGUGGUUUAAGUUAGGUUGUCACUACUUUUUUCUGUACUGUGUCCUAUAAAUAUUUUAAGAAAUCAA
Oreochromis niloticus (Nile tilapia) is the source of this 4022-nucleotide messenger RNA. RefSeq names its product Wolfram syndrome 1b (wolframin) (gene wfs1b). The transcript is spliced from 10 exons. Gene Ontology annotation, biological process: endoplasmic reticulum unfolded protein response; calcium ion homeostasis. Lineage: Eukaryota; Metazoa; Chordata; Actinopteri; Cichliformes; Cichlidae. The record is from RefSeq and is a predicted model, not a curated record. Bases 215 to 3148 code for a protein of 977 amino acids. Gene Ontology annotation, molecular function: protein binding. Gene Ontology annotation, cellular component: endoplasmic reticulum membrane; endoplasmic reticulum.